AAAAAAAAAUUGUUUUCUUUAUCGUGUUUAGAUCUCUGAUCCGAUCUCUAAUUAUUCACACUCUCUCUUGCCGUCUCUCUCCUUGAGCCAGCGAGCCAGCAAAACCCUCAAGCCACCGGCAGCUUUUCUGUUCGCCGGCUUGUAUCGGUGAAACAAUGUCGGAUAUGGAAGCACCACUUCGUCCCAAGAGAAAGAAGGUUUGGGUUGACUACUUCGUCCAAUUCAGAUGGAUUCUCGUAAUCUUUGUUGUUCUUCCCAUCUCCUGCACGUUAUACUUCCUCACUUAUCUAGGGGACGUUCGAUCCGAAAGAAAAUCCUUCAAGCAAAGACAAAAGGAGCACGACGAAAACGUUAAGAAAGUUGUCAAGCGCCUCAAAGAUAGGGAUGCAUCCAAAGACGGCCUUGUCUGCACUGCAAGAAAGCCAUGGAUCGCAGUCGGAAUGAGAAACGUAGACUAUAAACGCGCAAGGCAUUUCGAAGUUGAUCUUUCUGCUUUUAGAAACGUCCUUGAAAUUGAUAAGGAACGAAUGAUAGCCAGAUGUGAACCUUUAGUCAACAUGGGACAGAUAUCCCGUGUUACUGUUCCCAUGAACCUUGCUUUAGCUGUUGUAGCUGAACUUGAUGAUUUAACAGUUGGUGGUUUAAUCAACGGUUAUGGAAUCGAAGGAAGCUCCCAUCUUUAUGGACUGUUUAGCGAUACAGUUGUAGCAUACGAGAUUGUUCUAUCUGAUGGUAAAGUGGUUAGAGCUACGAAGGACAAUGAAUACUCUGAUCUUUUCUAUGCUAUCCCAUGGUCUCAAGGAACCCUAGGGCUUCUCGUGUCUGCUGAGAUCAAACUUAUACCUGUUAAAGAGUACAUGAAGUUGACUUAUAAACCGGCUGUUGGAAAUCUUCAAGAUAUUGCACAGGCAUAUAUCGAUUCCUUCGCACCAAGAGAUGGAGAUCAGGAUAAUCCCGAAAAAGUACCUGAUUUUGUUGAGACAAUGAUUUACUCACCAACCGAAGCUGUUUGCAUGACUGGUGUUUAUGCUUCGAAAGAAGAAGCUAAGAAGAAAGGGAAUACCAUUAACAACAUUGGUUGGUGGUUUAAGCCUUGGUUUUAUCAGUAUGCUGAGAAGGCUUUGAAGAAAGGUGAAUUUGUUGAGUAUAUUCCGACUAGGGAAUAUUAUCACAGGCAUACUAGAUGUUUGUAUUGGGAAGGGAAGCUUAUACUUCCCUUUGGAGAUCAGUUCUGGUUUAGGUUUCUAUUGGGAUGGUUGAUGCCGCCCAAAGUUUCUUUGUUGAAAGCUACUCAGGGAGAAGCCAUUAGGAAUUAUUACCAUGAGAUGCAUGUUAUUCAGGAUCUUCUUGUUCCCCUUUACAAAGUUGGUGAUGCACUUGAAUGGGUUGACCGCGAGAUGGAGGUAUAUCCUCUUUGGCUUUGCCCCCACAGAAUGUUCAAAUUCCCAUACAAAACCAUGAUCAAUCCGGAACCAGGAUUCGAAUUACAUCGCAGGCAAGGUGAUACAAGUUACGCUCAAAUGUACACAGAUGUGGGAGUCUAUUACACACCAGGGCCCGUUUUCAGGGGAGAAGUUUUUGAUGGGGCAGACGCUGUCCGUAGACUGGAGAAUUGGUUAAUCGAGAAUAAUGGAUAUCAACCCCAAUAUGCAGUUUCAGAGCUAUCUGAGAAGAAUUUUUGGAGGAUGUUUGAUGCUGGUUUGUAUGAGAAUACUAGGAAGAAAUAUGGGGCGGUUGGGACUUUUAUGAGCGUUUAUUACAAGUCUAAGAAAGGGAGGAAAACCGAGAAGGAAGUGCAGGAAGCUGAACAAGCUCAUUUGGAGACUGCUUAUGCUGAAGUUGAUGAGCCAACUGAUUAAUGUUUUUGAAAUUAGGGUUUAGUUUGGAGUAAUUUAGAAGCUCUUGGAGAACUUCCCUGUUUGUGUUUCUUUCUUUGAUUAUCAAGUGUUGUGAUGCUGCCUCCUGCUGCCCUUUCAUCUUUUAUUUUUUGGUAAGAUUUGAACUUUAAUUGAAUUUUUAUGAUGAUGACUUUUCAUGUAUUCAGAUUUCAUAAUAUUUGAAUGUGAGCUUAUGUUCAUGUUUA
Messenger RNA from Impatiens glandulifera, 2083 nucleotides. RefSeq names its product delta(24)-sterol reductase. The coding region runs from base 156 to 1859 and encodes 567 amino acids. Gene Ontology annotation, biological process: steroid metabolic process. Gene Ontology annotation, molecular function: oxidoreductase activity, acting on the CH-CH group of donors, NAD or NADP as acceptor; FAD binding. Gene Ontology annotation, cellular component: cytoplasm; membrane. Lineage: Eukaryota; Viridiplantae; Streptophyta; Magnoliopsida; Ericales; Balsaminaceae. The transcript has 4 exons. The record is from RefSeq and is a predicted model, not a curated record.